Corylus avellana is the source of this 4086-nucleotide messenger RNA. RefSeq lists its product as uncharacterized. The record is from RefSeq and is a predicted model, not a curated record. NCBI's taxonomy places the organism in Eukaryota, Viridiplantae, Streptophyta, Magnoliopsida, Fagales, Betulaceae.
AGCAUGGAAGUGGAGAGAAUCUAGAAAUGUGAAAAAAGAAUAUAUAUAAAAUGCCCAUAUCUUUCACAUCCUAAAAAAUCCAGAAAAAAAAAAGAAAAGAAAAGAAAAAGAGAUGUAAUAAUUAAAUGCGAAAUAAAAUCAUUGCACUAAAGCCAUUAGGUGAAGCAAAGCACAAUAGAAUAAUGGCAGAACAAAAGUUGACAAAUUUUGAAGUCAUUGCUGUUGUUGAAGAGGUGUCAUGGGGUGGUGUUGCUUUUGUGUAGAGAAGAUCUCCUACCUGGGAUGUGGGAUCUCUAUAUUUUCUUAUCUGAUUCUGGCCCAGCAGAUCUGAAUUCCUGUAUAUUCUUUUGUCUGGAAAUGAUCUAAGCUUCUUCUUCAAUGGCUGUACAGAGACACCCAGCUUGUGUUAUUGCCUCUAUGAGGAGAUUACCUUUGUUUGUUGGUUCAUGGGCUUUCUGGGUCAUUCUGGUUUGGGAUUACUUUGUCUUCUGUACUGUGGCUGUGCAAAAUCAUGGAGCUGGUUCGUUUUGUGGGUUGCUGUCCAGAAUUUGCUGAACUAUGGGCAAUCUUUGACAAGGGGUAGAAGAGGAUACAGAAAUGGGAACUGAAGUACAGUCUAAGAUGUAUCUGCAAGGAUAUUAUUCCCUGAGGGAUCUGAACAACAAUGCUGGCAAGGGGAGCUGGCCUCUACAUUGUGAACAGAAAACAUUGAGAAGUGGACAGUACCAUGAAAUAUUCUUGACAAGGCCGGAAAUGGAUGGAUAUGAUGGACACGAUAAGGAACUGCUGAGGCAAACUAUAUUGAAGCAUGAAACCGUAUUCAGGCAGCAGCUCUGUGAACUCCAUCGUCUUUACAAAAUACAAAGGGACUUGAUGAAUGAUAUCAAAAGCGAACUGCACAAACAUCUGAUACCAGCAGGGACAUCACCAUCAAAUUCUUUUCCAUCCGGAUUUCCAUCUGAAGAUGAGAAAAAGAGGUGGCGUAUUUCCACGUUCACCUUGGAUUCUAGUUAUGGUAGACCAUCCACUGCAGGUGUGGAUCGCAUCCCAUCUCAUUUUAAUUCUGAGAAAGGGAAGAUCAUGCAAUCCAAUUGUGGUCCUACCCAAAUUGGAGUAAGGCAGAAGGAAUAUGAGUCUAUGGAACCCAAAUGUCGCAAGCUUCAGAGAAGAUUAUUUGACCUGGAAAUUCCAGCUCAUGAAUACAUCAACAAUGAAGGGGAAGAGCAAAAAGUUUCCGGAGACUUGGGAGUGCAAAGUUAUCCUCCCAACGAGUCUAUUUCUCAUAAGAGGGAUGGAAAUUUGUCUAUUUGCGUUGGGGUGAGCACUUGCUGUAGUGCUGAUGCUUUCAGUUCCAAUGUGCAUUUGAGGAAAGCCCCUGGCUUGACCGAUCUGAAUGAAAAAAUUCAGGUUGAGGAAGCAUAUGCUUCAGAUAUUCUAGCCAAUAAUGCGUGCUCCAAAAAGGAGAUGCAAAGGCAGGAUUCAUCUGCCAGUGCAUAUUCAGGUUUCCAAUGUUUGGCUAAGGAAUUCUCUCAAAAUCAGCACAAUGGAAGGGGUGGAGCAGUUAACAUUCUGCGUUUUGAGAAUGAAAGCAAGCAACACGAUCAGUUAUCUUAUACGUUUCAAGCUGGGAAAACUAGAAGCAACAGAAGUUCUUUCUCUGGAAGUUUUCGUCCUGCAGAUUUUCCUAAGCCUUGUGAAUCAUCACAAGUUGAAUUUAUGAAAGCUCGUGACACUGCAACGUGUUUCCCUUCUGGUCAGAGUAAGACAGAGCAACAGAUAAAGAGGACAAUUUUUGGUGUAGAAAUCUCUGACACAAAUCAUGAUUCAUCUCUUGUGGCUUCCCAUUCACUUGGUCUGCAGGCCUCACUAGUUCCUAAAUCUGAUAUGGCCAAUUCUAAGUCAUGUACUAUUUCACCUUGGACAAAGCCUCCAGGUAGCUUGAGCCAGCACUUAACAUCAACUCAAGGAAACCCUUGCUAUAAUACCUCUCGUCAGUCAAAUAAGAGUUCAGCAACAUUGACGCGAAGCCCUGAAGUUACUGGGGAGUUGCUUAUAGAUAGUUAUUCGAAAUCAAUUCCAGAUAUAAGAGAUGAAGUUUCCUACCAAAAUGAUGUCUACCUUGGUUCACGGUCAGUGUCCAACGAAUUACAUGGUUGCCAGCCAUCAGGUCACCUUGGCUUUCCAAAUGGUGUCAAUGACUGUAAUUUUACUUUUGAGCAAUUUCGGCAACACGAGCCUCAAAAAUACCUUUGGGGUUCAGGCAGUAUCAUGGAUGUGAAGUCUGCAAAGAAAAUGAAUAUGGAUGCAGUAGCUCCAAAUGAUCAAUACAAAGUAAUUUGUGAACAAAAUCUUGUUUCGGUUGACUGGCCAAGGACCCAGGAGAAUUCACAGGGAGCAUCGUCUUGGCUAAGACCAAUGUCAAAUUUUAAUGGCAAAUAUUCCGGAGAAAAGGAAGGCUCUGGUCACAAGAAUUUGGGUUCCUGGCAAAACUAUUCUCUGCAAUUUGUCAACAAAACUGAAAUGAUAAAUGGUCCAUCUCAGAGGUUUACUCUGGACUCCUCAUCAGCAACAUGUGCUGAUGAUGCUGAGCAUGGAAAAAUUGAUAAAGGUAACUGCUCAAAGAAUAUGAAGAUUCUUGGGUUUCCUAUUAUUGACAAGCCUCAUACAUUGAAGGAUCUUCCUUCUCAUAGCUCCCCCUCAAAGCGGAGUUGUGCUGCUUCUGCAAUUGAUACUGUAAAUGCUGGGUUAGUUAUAACUGAUUUAGCUCAUGAUCCCAUGUCACCCAGAUCUGGAGAGCUACUCAAAGAGAAGGAUCAGGUCGUAGCAAAGGGAUUGGAUAACCACGGUGCCCCUUCUAGACAUCAGAUUGACUUGAAUAUUUGUGUAACUGAAGAAGAGGUUCUAUCUACACCCUCUUCUCCCAUUGCAACUCAGAUAGAUUUGGAGGUGCCAGUAGUCAUUGACACAGAAAUAGUUAUUACUCCUGCAGAAGGAUCUCCAGAAAGCAAAAGUAGAGAACAUUUUGCCUCAUUACAUGAUGAAUCUAGGGUGCCUUGUGAGGGACUUAUCAGAGUAGCAGCAGAGGCUUUAGUUUCCAUCUCGUUAUCUCAUGUGCAUAAUCUUCCAAGCCAUGCUGUAGAUAAUAAUCUUCAAGAAAAUGCUACUUGUCACCAGUCAGAAGCUUCACUCACUGAUUCGCUUCAUUGGCUUGCAGAAAUAAUCUCUUCAUGCAAGUCUGAUACUGAGAAUAAGGUUGUAGAAGUUUCAAUGGGUAAAGACAAUUCUUUUCAAGAAGAGCUUAUUCCUGAUGGGAUUGAUUUCUUUGAGUUCAUGACAUUAAAUUUGACCGAAAGCAAGGUAGAGGACUACUGUUAUAAGCCUGAGAUUUGGGAAGACCAACAAGAUGAAAACACAUUGCAAGGAAGGCCUAGGAGACGUCAAACGAGGAGAGGGAGGCAACGGAAAGACUUCCAAAGAGAUGUACUUCAUAGCAUCACCUCCCUUUCGAGGAAUGAGGUGACUGAGGAUCUCCUGACAUUCGAAGGGUUGAUUAAGGCAACUGGUGGCACUUGGCAGUCAGGUUUGGCACACAAAAAUUCCAGUAAGAGUGGCGGUGGAAGGGGACGGAGGCGAUCAGCAGCUUCUAAUUCCCCUUCUGGUGCAACUGCAGCUUGCCUGCCCCAGGUUCAGCAACCAAAAUGUAUAGUGCUUGGACUUGAGGAAAAAAGCCUAACAGGAUGGGGAAAGAGGACAAGGCGUCCCGCUCGACAGAGAUGUCUGAUUAAUAAUCCUCAGCUUUGCCUAAAAUAAGUAGUGGGAGAUGCCUGUGUUUCUUGGGAGUGCACUUGAGUAGGACUUGAGGGUUUUGCCACCAGCUUUCUAAGCCAUUGCCCAUGGGGUUUUUACAUUGUCCAUUUCUUCUUGGUCCUAAUUAUAUCUGUAUUCUGAGUGAGUUGUAUGAUUCAUCAUAAAUACUUUGCAUUGAUUUUUUAGUGACAAACAGAGUUUGAUAAGUUAAACUUGUAACGUAACUGAAAGGAUUUUGUGAAAGAUUAUGGAUUGCAUACCUCCAGUUCAAGAUUUUUA